This is a messenger RNA of Miscanthus lutarioriparius, 1257 nucleotides long. Lineage: Eukaryota; Viridiplantae; Streptophyta; Magnoliopsida; Poales; Poaceae. The record is from the annotation of a GenBank genome assembly.
AUGAGCGGGUCAAUACCUGAUUCCCUACCAAGUUUGCCUUCCCUACAAGUUCUACAUGAUGGUGGCUCUGUAUGCAACAAACCUUCUCCAAGCCCGCAAAGAAAUAAAGUAGCUAUCAUAGCUAUUUCAGUAGUGGUUCCUGUGUUGGUAGUAAUUUUACUUCUUGCAUAUUUCAUCUGGUGGCAGAAAAGAAAGCCUAAUGUGCAACCAGUCCCCAUACAUGGCCCAACAAGAGAUCCAGAACCUGAUAAUGCUUCAGGAAGCAAAAAAGGUCAUGGGUACAACCUGAAUAAAACUGAGAAUCGCCAGUUCACAUACAAAGAGCUCGAGAAGUUCACUGAUAAUUUCAUGAAGUUCAUAGGACAAGGAGGUUUCGGGCCCGUCUACUAUGGCCGUUUGGAAGACAGCACCGAGGUUGCUGUCAAGAUGCGGUCUGAAUCAUCAUCACAUGGGCUUGAUGAAUUUUUAGCUGAGGUCCAGAGCAUGACAAAGGUGCAUCACAGGAAUCUAGUGUCUUUGAUUGGUUACUGCUGGGAGAAAGAUCAUUUGGCACUGGUGUAUGAGUACAUGUCUCAGGGCAGUCUUUUUUAUCAUCUGAGAGGUAAAAAUGGUGUUUCUGAAGCCUUGAACUGGAGGAAACGUGUACAAGUAGUGCUUGAAGCUGCACAAGGCUUGGAUUAUCUGCACAAAGGUUGCAAUUUGCCAAUAGUUUACCGUGAUGUGAAGACCAACAACAUUCUCUUGGGUCAAAAUCUGCAAGCUAAAAUAGCAGAUUUUGGACUUUCCAAGACAUAUCUUAGCGAUACACAAACUCACAUAUCAGCCACUGCAGCUGGCACAGCUGGUUACAUGGACCCUGAGUACUACCACACUGGAAGGCUCACUGAGAGCAGUGAUGUGUUCAGCUUCGGAGUUGUUCUGCUUGAGGUAGCCACCGGCGAGCCCCCAAUAGUGCCAGGCCAUGGCCACAUUAUUCGGCGUGUUAAACAGAAGAUUGCCACUGGUGACAUCGGCUCAAUUGCUGAUCUGCGACUUGGAAGUGCCUAUGACAUCAGCUCCAUGUGGAAGGUAAUCGACACCGCUGUGAUGUGCACCGCGGAUUCUGCUGCUCAAAGGCCAACGAUGGCCACAGUUGUGAUACAGUUGAAGGAGAGCCUAGCGUUGGAGGAAACUCGUGAGAAGGACAGUAGCAUCAGGGUAAGCCGAGGGAGUGAUAUAGAAGCUAUGGUGUCCACGUUUCGUCCAUUGGCAAGAUGA